Beta vulgaris subsp. vulgaris (sugar beet) is the source of this 1928-nucleotide messenger RNA. RefSeq names its product BURP domain-containing protein 3. Lineage: Eukaryota; Viridiplantae; Streptophyta; Magnoliopsida; Caryophyllales; Amaranthaceae. The record is from RefSeq and is a predicted model, not a curated record. The coding region runs from base 106 to 1701 and encodes 531 amino acids. The transcript has 3 exons.
AAUCACAAGUUCACAACAGUCAUAUCUUCUAUUCUAUCUACUACAUCCUAAAUUGUAAUACUUUUUUUAACAGAAUAAUAGUAUAGCAGCUUCAAAGUUCUAAUAAUGGCAAAACUCCUUUUGCUCCUCUUCUCUUUAUUAUCGCUUUCUUUGGUGAGAUUGGGAACUCCUGCAUCAAUUUCUCCAGAAGCUUAUUGGAAACUUAAGCUGCCGAACACUCCCAUGCCUGAAACCAUCGAAGAGUUAUUGGCCCCGCCUGGAGAUGAACCAAUCAGUAGGCCAAGUGCAAAAGAAUCAUUAACCAGUAUUAAAGACGACGAUGGGUUGUUAUCUCAUCGUAAACCUUCUUUGAGAAGUCUCAAUGGUUACGCAGCACUAUUAUCUUACAAUAACAAAGAGUCCUUUGCUUCCUCUCACCCCCGCAACUUGGAAUCUACCAACGGCUAUGAUGGAUCGUCAUCUUACAACAAGAAGGGAUUAGAAUCUACCAACGGCGGCUAUGGUGCCUUGUUAUCUUACAACAAAAAGGGACUUGAAUCUACCAAUGGCGGCUAUGGUGCCUUGUUAUCUUACAGCAAAAAGGGACUUGAAUCUACCAACGGCGGUUAUGGUGCCUUGUUAUCUUAUAGCAAAAAAGGACUAGAAUCUACUAAUGGCGGCUAUGGAGCCUUGUUAUCUUACAGCAAAAAAGGCCUAGAAUCCACCAAUGGUGGCUAUGGUGCCUUGUUAUCUUAUAGCAAGAAGGGACUAGAAUCUACCAAUGGUGGCUAUGGUGCCUUGUUAUCUUAUAGUAAGAAGGGACUAGAAUCUACCAAUGGCGGCUAUGGUGCCUUGUUAUCUUAUAGCAAGAAGGGACUAGAAUCUACCAAUGGCGGCUAUGGUGCCUUGUUAUCUUAUAGCAAGAAGGGACUAGAAUCUACCAAUGGCGGCUAUGGUGCCUUGUUAUCUUACAGCGAGAAGGGACUAGAAUCUACCAAUAGUGGCUAUGAUGCCUUGUUAUCUUAUGUAAAACAGCCUGAUGAUCAUGCUAAAGAGUCGAACCUUGAAACCCAAGAUCAAGUUUUCUUUGUGGAAGAGAGCCUUCAAGUAGGAGGAAGAAUGGCCUUGAAAUUCCAAAAGGGUGCCAAAGAGGGUUUCUUUCUACCUCGCGAGAUUUCCAAUCAAAUUCCAUUUUCAUCUGACAAAAUUCAGGAAACUCUUCGAAUUCUUUCGUUAGACCCUAAAUCAAAGGAAGCCUUCGUUCUUUCAAAGAGGAUUGAGCUGUGUGAGGAGCCUACAGUCGAAGGAGUCGAGAAGAAAUGUGUAACUUCACUCGAAUCAAUGGUAGACUAUGUAAUCUCCAAGAUUGGUACAAAUGUAAAAGCACUUACAACUCAAGUAGAGAAAGAUCACUCAAUGAUGGAGUAUACAAUCAAAGGGGUGAAAGAUCUCGCAAAAGAUGAUCAUGAGACUGUAGUUUGCCAUAAGAUGGGGUACCCUUACGCCGUGUUUUUCUGCCAUAGGACAAAGACAAUAAGGUCUUACAUGGUUUCUUUAGUAGGGAAAGAUGGUACCAAGAUAGAAGCAGUUGCAGCAUGUCACAAGGAAACUAAUGAAUUCUUAGACAAUUAUGCGAAAAAUGUUCUUAAAGUUGUGCCAGGAAGUACCCGUAUUUGCCAUUUCCCCGCUGCUAAGGAAACCAUUAUUUGGGUUUCUAAGUAAGAUAUUUUGAGCUUGUUAAUGUUGUCUAUUAGCUGCUUGCUUUACAUUACCUUGGUUUGAUGUAUAGAAAUAAGUUGUGAAUUCGGUACCUUAUUGUUUUGCCCUCUUCACCAGUUUAUGCUUGCAAUGUUAUGCAGCUUCACCAGCUUGUUAAGAGUACUGAAUGAUAAUUUGAUGUAAAAUAUCUUGGUUGUGCAACAUAAAUUUGAUGGAUCCCUCUUGUAUUA